Molecule: messenger RNA, 1981 nt
Organism: Coturnix japonica (Japanese quail)
Lineage: Eukaryota; Metazoa; Chordata; Aves; Galliformes; Phasianidae
Gene: OTOL1
Product: otolin 1
Molecular function (GO): protein binding
Source: RefSeq, a predicted model, not a curated record
AUGCGGGACCCAACGGUGGCCAUCUCAGCAUCCGUGUUGCUGCUGCUGCUGGUGGCUGUGCAGGCAGCCCCAAAGGUGACCCCGGUGGUGAUGCUCACCAAGCCAAAGCCACUCCAGCUGCCAGAUACCACCGCGCCCUCCUUCACCCCCAGUGCCAUGAAAAGCCCCGUCCCUGCAGCCCCAGGCAGAGCCCAGCUGCCCUCCUCCAGCCCUGCAUUGCAAGUGGCCACCACACUCUUCCCAUUCGAGAAUGACACACUGGAUGCUGCCGACUUCUUCUUCAACUGCUGUGACUGCUGUCCCCCAGCCGCUGCGCCCCGGGGGCUGCCAGGGGAGCCCGGCCCUCCAGGACCUAAGGGGGAGAAGGGAGAUGUCGGUCUGCAAGGUCUUCCAGGAGCUCCGGGACCUCAGGGUCCAAAAGGUUUUAAAGGAGAAAGAGGAGGCAAAGGGGAGCAAGGUGAGCGAGGAGCAAGUGGGAGCCCUGGUUAUCCAGGCAAGCCUGGGCUGCAAGGUGAAGCUGGAGUAAAAGGCAAUAAGGGCAACUACGGCUUCCCUGGGCUGAAGGGACAAAAGGGAUCCAAAGGGGACACCUGUGAGAAUGGCACCAAAGGGGACAAGGGAGACAGAGGGGAUGUUGGAGACCCAGGGGUGGAUGGCGAACAGGGUGACAAAGGGGAAAAGGGGGACACUGGGGACAAAGGGUAUUGCGGGGAGCCGGGGGGGAGAGGUCCAAAGGGGGAAAGAGGGGAAGGUGGGACAAAGGGAGAAAAAGGCAGCAAAGGAGAGAUGGGGGAUGAGGGCAUUCAGGGGGCUGAGGGAAAGCAGGGGGAAAAGGGUGAGCAAGGAAGUAAGGGUGACAAAGGGGAUCUGGGCCCAGCUGGUGUGACGGGACCGUCUGGGCCCAAGGGGGUGGCAGGCAGCAAGGGGGGGCGAGGGGCACCGGGGAGGAAAGGAGCCCGUGGGGCCAAGGGUGCCCGUGGGGAUGCUGCCAAGCUCCUGAGAUCGGCCUUCAGCGCGGGGCUGUCCAAGCCCUUCCCUCCACCCAACGUCCCCAUUCGAUUCGACAAGAUUUUGUACAACGACCAGGACGACUACAACCCUGUCACUGGGAAAUUCAACUGCAGCGUGCCCGGGGCCUACGUCUUUGCCUACCACCUGACGGUGAGAGGGCGACCGGCCCGUGUCAGCCUGGUGGCCCGCAGCAGGAAGGUGGCCAAGGUCCGUGAGACGCUUUAUGGGCAGGAGAUCGACCAGGCCUCCUUUCUGACCAUUCUCAAGCUGAGUGCGGGUGACCAGGUGUGGCUGGAGGUAGCAAAGGACUGGAAUGGGGUCUACGUCAGCUCUGAGGAUGACAGCAUCUUCACAGGGUUUCUUCUGUACCCAGAUGUUUUUGAGGUCCUGCUAUAGAUACAAAGGAUAAAGCUAUUAGUGAGGAAUGUCCCUUUCUCUCCACCCUUGAGAUACAAGCAUUGGCUUGUCAAUGCGGUGGUGUAUUGUUGUAAUUCCUAGGUUUUGUGAUCUUAUAACAAAGAUAUACUUGUCAAACAGUGAUUCAUUUUAACUAGAGGCCCCAAGAAGCAGCACAUCCUUUGUGCAGGUGGUGACAGCUGAGAGAAAGUGUUGCCCAAGCACCAGCAGGACUAACACAGAACCCAAAGGGCUUUGCAUCAUGGACUUGAUGCUUGUGAUCAUCAUCAAAUUACAUGAUGAAGCUCAUUAUCCAAUUGAAAUUUUAAUAAAGCCAGCUCCAGCAAUCCUUGCAAGUUCAAAACUCCUCUGGACAUCAGUACUGGUAACCACUGGAAGGUCGUGGAUGUGCUAAAGGCUGUAGAGUUUGAUCCAUAGAGCCAAAUCCAAAACAAACAUGAGCACUGAGUUUCUUCAAAUCACGUGUAAAGAUGUAACGGUAUUAUAUCCAUGAAUCAGUAUUAUGUAGUACUUUAGACUUGGUUGUGAAUGAUAUAAAAGUUUAUCUAGGAGA